CAAUUUAGAACUGAUAGAGCUAUCCAGUAUAAAUAAAGUUAGUUUAGUUUAGGUUUCCUCGUGUAGUAAGACUGGGUCAUUAAUUAAGAGAUGAUCCUUACUGGACCUCUAGGGAGAACAGUUAGAACUGAUAGAGCUAUCCAGUAUAGAUAAAGUUAGUUUAGUUUAGGUUUCCUCCUGUAGUAACACUGGAUCAAUAAGAGAUGAUCCUUACUGGACCUCUACGAAGAACAGUUUAGAACUGAUAGAGCUAUCCAGUAUAAAUAAAGUUAGUUUAGUUUAGGUUUCCUCCUGUAGUAACACUGGAUCACUAAGAGAUGAUCCUUACUGGACCUCUACGAAGAACAGUUUCGAACUGAUACUGAACCCAGUAUAAAUAAAGUUAGUUUAGUUCAUUUCAACAUCCUCUUACGUUACUAAGGUCAAUAGCUGAAAAUCGUGGAAUGGUCCAAGAAAAUUGAAAAUGCAUGUUUAUAUAGAAAAGGUUCAAGUAAAUCACUGAAAAGAACGCCACGUGAAGACGUCGAAAUAUUUUCUAUAUUACAGCUACAUUAUUACGUGCAAUGAUGCAAUAUAUGCUAAUUAAUCUAAUAUUCACGAAAAGUUUCAAUCUAGUUUCAAAUAUUUUCAAUCUAGUUUCAAAUUUCAUAAACGACCAAUGACGAACCGCCGGGAAACGAAAUUUAAUCCAAAUUUACAAACGUCUGUUGAACAAAUAAUUGAAUUGAAUACAGUGACACAAUAACAACUGCAUAAUAGCAACAUAUUAAAUACUUCAAAAACCGUUUGCUGUCAAUGAGCCUUUGGCCACAUAUGGUCCGCGAAUCCGUUGUCUAGGAUCAUAUAUAUAUGUAAAUUAAUUCCAACCGCCUCUCAUCGCAAACAUCCACAACGACAUCUCGACACAAAGGACGUGAGCAAACGAGCGACAUUAUUCAUGCGUAGCGAAGGCUUAAUGAGCGAUGUUUUAAGGACAGUUUGGUUGGGUUACGGAGAAGAAUAAGUGGAGAUGCCAUAUAGUUAUGUUCCUAGCUACUGUAGAUUCUGGUUUGGAAACGAACAAAGGUAUUAAGACUUGAGUAUUAUUUGUAUAUUUGGGUGCUUGAAUUGAUACUCUUUAGUCCGGCAUGAAAAUUCACACAUUCUAGGUUUGAAAUAUUCGUUAUACUUCAGCACAGAACACAAUACGGAAACCAGUUUCGUAUAUCCUGUACUUUAAACGUGGUUUAGGCUCCUGGUCUCGCCCAACUUUGAUCUCAAAUUCGAAACGAUUGAUUUAAUCACAUAAAUAUAUAUUACCAACAAAAAUGGGCAAACACUUCAGCCUCAAAUCAUCGCUAAAUUCGAACACAAAACACAAUAUACAGCUCAGUUUAAUGAAACACCAACUGUAAACAUUCUAAACUAUCGGGUUAGCUUUGCUAGCCUUCCUGUGACCUCAAAUCUAAACACUACGGCUUGCUUUUAAUGACAUAAUAUCGUUGCCAUAUUGAUUUAAAUUGGAUAACGAAAGCCUCGCACAGUGGUUGGCAAUAUGUUGCCAACACCCGCAUGUAUAUCCCAUAAUUUCUCCUUAACAUAAAUUCGUAAGACAAAAUAUACUUCAAUGCAGUUACUGCUAACUGCAAAGCGGUUAUAGUAACAAAAUAUAACCGUCUCUAACUAAACUGUAUGACACAAUCUACUUCAAGUACGACCUAUCAAUCAUUAUAUUUACACCGAACAGCUCGUGAGCUCUUUAUAUUGUACAAUCCUAGAAUUUUAUACUCAGAUUAAUCCAUUAUGGCAAUCCCUAUUAUAAGUUAGACUUAAGUUAGACUUAUAAUCCUUGUAUAUCUCAACUGUUUCUGUCCAAUCCCAUGCAUAAUUUGUUAUGUGGUGCUGUUGCUAUUAUAAUACAUCUAUCUAGUAUUUAUUCCGCAUUUUUUGUUUGUAACUGGACACUCAUAACCUCAUUAGACAUUACGCUUCAAGGCUUGCAGUAGUAGGGUCCCAACAAACGUUUCUACAAAUUUCUCGCUAAAAAAUCCAGACAUGUUGUAGUUGUGUCAAACUAAAUUCGCUGUCGCCUUAUAAUAAUUAAAAAACUUAAUUUAUUUUCAAUUUUAUUCGCUUUCAUUUCCCAAAAUCCCCGCAACUUAUGGAGUUCCACAGGGUUUCAAAUAGGGCCCAGUUUGCUAUUUUACAGCAUCUCUUUGCAAGAAAACAUACAUAGGAUGUAUGGAUUUGUCAAAACAGCUGCUUUUUGUCAUUCUUUGUUUUAACAGAAGCAUAAAAUUUAUGUAAAUCCAAUAUGUAACGACAGAAAUCGCUUGAAAACUUAGUCCAAUAGCAAAAAGGGCUAAUAUAAUGUUAUGACAGUGUUGUGCUUUGCGGAUGAUUAUUUAUAACUUCGGCCAGGAAAUCAAAGAGCAGGAAAAGAAUAGUUAUAUACUAAGAAACACUCUUUGUUGUUUUUAUUUCUUGUUUAAUUUGUUAGUUAUUUUGUGAACGUAGGCAGGUAUAGAAACUUGAAAUAACUUCCUAUUCACCGUAGGAACAAAAUUCACUACAAACAGAAAGUAGGUCUUCUAUGAUUUAAAUAUGACACGUGCUGCAACGCCAAAGACAACUGAACAUCAUCAAAAACAAAAUCUUUAAAAUUAAACUGUGUUUUAAUUUGCAUAGUAAAUGACAAUAUAAAUUGCAUAAGCGCUUACAUGAAUUACAGUAAUCCUUAAAAAACCUGGUUCUGUCGGAGAUUUUUCUCCUGCCAAAUAUCGAAUGAAUGACAUGCAAAAAACUUAGAAUUGUUUACUUCUGAAAAAUGACUCAAUACUUUUGUGUGCGAGUGCACUAUUAGGAGGGAGCUUAAGUAUGUAGGACGGCAACACGACGACGACGGCAACCAAUACAAUGAGUCGAUGAAAAGAAAUAAAUAAUUAAAGUCCCAGGGGAGUUUCAGACGUGGUCGUCGUUCUGUUUACAACGGCAAAUCACAGAUUUUCACGUCUUUUAUACAACGCCUGCAUUUCAAGCCGUAACAAGUGCAACUUAAAAUUCGGUCAAUAGAACUCUUCCCAAACAUAAAGCCAACGUUUUCAGUUUCUUAUGCUGUAUUAAAUUCAUACGAAUUAUAAUAUACGACAAGUUUUCUUUACUAUCAUUUAUAUGAAGGAAUUUGUUUUGGCCGUCGUCGUCGUCCUACAUGCUUAAGCUCGCUAUUUGCAUCCAUGGACGCCGGAACGAUGCGAAGGUAAGGGGGGCAGAUUUUCGUGAAAGGGCACUUUUGAAUUGAUAUAUACUAAGAGACGUUUGCAAAACAUCGGGAGUUGAACUUCGCCUAAUCAUGUUUUCUAUUUAUUGGAUGAUGGAGGUGUGAGGGGGUUCUCCGCCAGGCGAUUAUGCUAUUCUUGAAGCUCGAUGACUGCAUUUCUUGCGUUUUCUGAAGCAAAUUCGUAAAAGAAUUGCACUAACAUUUCUGACAAUUCGCUAUUUCGCCAAGGAAAUCCUUUAAAUUGAAAAGGCAACUUUGCCCCCCUUGCCCCUCGUGGUAAAGGGCAACGGGGGCGGCUGCCCCUCCUCCCCCCAGUUCCGGCGUCCCUGUUUGCAUCCGUCAGAAACACAAAAUCGCCGACAAAAAUGCUAAGUGUGAACCAGGCUUAAAAAACUCUUUAAUGAUUUUGCAUAAUAUAUUUGUAUAAUAUUUUUAAUACGGCCUUAUAUUAAAGCCGCAUUACUGGCGUUAUCAAAGAGCCUCAUUAUCAUUUGAUUAACAUUUGACGGUCGGCUCUGUCUUUUAAUUAAGUUAUUCUAAGCUAGGACGCGAAGAAAUGCAAUAAUAUCUGCUUGACUAAGCCGAGUGGAGUUUUGUUUGCAUAUUACCUCCGCAAUCAUAACUCAAUCAAUCAGUAGGAUGCAGACUCCCAGCCGCGCUAUAGUUAGGAAGACAAAGUUUCGUUCAAAAACUCUUUCGCUCGAAACGCCGAGAUGUUUCGGGUUUUUUCAGGUAUACCACCUAUACUGAAUUGCCACGUUUGAGAUAUCUUUUUCAGGUAGGUUCACACACAGACCACGGCAGCUUAUUGUACAAUAUACUAUUUACACUAUAAUAGACAAUCACGUUUGAUAGAUCUUUUUCAGGUGGUUCAGACACAAACCACGGCAGAUUAUUGUAGAAUACUACCUACACUGGACCACCACGUUUGAGAUAUCUUUUCAGGUAGUUCAGACACAAACGACGGCAGCUUAUUGUAUAAUACUAUAUAUCUACACUGAAUCACCACGUUUGAGAUAUCUUUUUCAGGUAUAGUUCAGAUACAAACCACGGCAGCUUAUUGUAGAAUACUACCUACACUGGACCACCACGUUUGAGAUAUCUUUUCAGGUAGUUCAGACACAAACCACGGCAGCUUAUUGUAGAAAACUACCUACACUGGACAAUCACGUUUGACGGUAGCUUAUCGCAGAAUACUAUCUACACUCAAGUGCUCAACCCACACGUUUGAGAUAUUAUCUGUAUAAACUAUACUAUUAUCUUCUUUCCGGAGGAAAUUGGAGCACGCUGAGAAAACCCACGAUGUGAUUGUCUCAUGCUAAUUAUAUAUUUCACACACCAGACAGUAAGACCAAGAUUUAGACUUGGGAACGUGAUGCGUAUAAGUAUAGUUUUUCGCUUGGAAUUUCCACUUGCACGAAAAGGUUUAAACAUUGUGUUUGUCGAAAGAAUCGCUUAAAAUUUAGCAUAAUUAAUAAUCCCAGAUCAGUAUCUUUACACAGCUGCCUUGUGCAAAGAAACAUCACCAAUUUUCAGAUUAAGUUUCUCGUAUUGCGACAGACAUAUCCGCAAGUAGGAAUAGGAUGUGUAAACAUGUCACUAAAACCCACGCUAAAAUUCAUAUUUUCACUUAAUUUUUUUGUUCAUUGACAUUGUGCUUUUGUGGAGAUUCCGUUUCAAGAGUAUGCAAAGAUUGAGAGCGGGCUUGAAGGAUUCUUGUGCACAGGGCCGGCGCUGAGGGGGGUGUAGGGGUGGGGUGGAACACCCCCAGUCAUCAGGUAGUCGGCAAAAUAUUGAAUCCCAGUCGGCAAAACAUGGAUUUCGAUUGGAAUGGUCAAUUAAAGCUGAAUCGGCCCGAUUAAUCGUUUCAGUUGUUAGACUUGGAUCAAGUCCGUCUCUAGAUUCUAGAGUCCGAAUCGUGAAGCAACCCCCGGACUCUUGAGAGACGGACUUGAUCCAAGUCUAUCGUUGUGUGUAAACGUACCUUUUCAGUCUAACUCGCCUUUUGCGGUAUUGUAAGUUCGAUGAAAGCUUAUUAUUACAUAAAGUAUAGUGCUUUAUAGAGAUUUCGAGCACUGAUAAAACUGAUAAUCUCACAUUAUUUAUGAUAAUCUCACAUGUGAAAAUGAUCGUUUUUCAAUUAUCGCUUUUCUGUAAAAAUUAUCGCUUUUCAAAGAUUGUCCUUUAUAUAAUAAACAGAAAUACAUGGGUGCUUGGAAAUACUAGAUUUAUUUCUCAUGAUGCGAACGAGUGAGAUAUCAUGUUCAACACUCGAAAUAAAUCUGGUAUUUUCGCGCACCCAUGUAUUAUUCUCUAUUUAUUAUUAUUUCAUCUCUGAAAGGCACAUGCAACCAAUAUCCAAGAACUAAAAAUAUUUCCUUGUCAUUUGUAGGCCAUGGAAUACUUGAAGUAGAACAUGUCAUCAUAGUUUUCGCAAGUGCCGUAUGUCUAGUGACUGUCUUGACUCUGUGUGGCUGGUGUCGGAAACUCUUCCAGAAAUCAAGUGGCAACAAGAAUGGGAGUUACGACGACAACGUAGUGGACAGUCUCAAACACGAGACGCCGACAAGCCGUAUCGCGUCCCGACUUUCGUCUCCUCUGAGUCAUUCAUCCUCUGACGACAGCCUUACGCGUAUCACAUCCCCCGGUCAUGGACGAAGAACGAUCCGUUUCCCAAGCCCCCCUGAAGUCGGCGUGGAUGUCUUGCAAAUCCAACCUGAGAAACAUUCCCCGGAUGACGUCAUCAUCCCGCCCGAACCCGCACUGCCAGAUCCCACCCGCAAGGAGUAUUUAGGCCAAAUUAUUUUCUCACUAAAAUACGAUUCGCAAUCUAUGACGUUAGGCCUGAAGAUUAUGAAAGCCACUAAAUUACCGGCAAAAGACUUUAGCGGAACAAGUGACCCGUUUGUAAAGAUAUGUUUGUUACCGGAUAAAAAACACAAAAUGGAAACGAGAGUUAAAAGAAAGAAUUUGAAUCCCGUUUGGAAUGAGUAUUUUAUGUUUGAAGGAUUUCCACACAGUAAACUUAUGCAGAGGACGUUGUGUUUACAAGUGUUGGAUUACGAUAGAUUUUCAAGGAAUGAUCCGAUAGGAGAUGUGAGGUUGCCUUUAGAGAAUUUGAAUUUGGGACCUGAGCCAAUCGUAUUGUCUAAAGAGUUACAGCCUUCGUCUAAAGCUGUGAGUACUGCUAAGUUCUUUUUUAUGAAUGUCUGGAACAACGAGUAGAAUAAGAUAGAGUUAGUUGAAUAUAUAGAUGAGCGGAUCAUAUAUGAAGAUUAGACAUAUGAUGAUAGAAGAUUAUACAUGCUAUAUAAAACAAAGGAUUAUAGAUGAUAGAAUAUAAAUGAUAGAGGAAUGUCUGUAGAUGAUGAAGAAUGAAUAAACUGUAAAUAAUACAUCAUUAGACUCCUUACUAAACAAUGGAUUCCUCUCUUCUUUAGGAAUAUCUUGGAGACUUAUUAUUAUCAAUGUCAUAUCAACCGACAGCAAACAGGAUAAACAUUCUAGUCAUGAAGGCAGCCAGACUUAAAGCUAUGGAUAUAACAGGCAAAACAGGUAAGAUUUUAAACACCUUCUUCUACCAUUAUUAAUAUGGUUUGCGUGUGAAACUUGCAUGCAUGGGACCAAUUUUUCAGACAUUCCUGUAAAGGUAUGGCCUUUGGUGGAACUUCAAAGAGAAAGAUGUAAAAACUAUACAAUGUAAAAUAUUCUUUCUUAGUAUAAAGUUAGUAUAGUACAUUUCCCCCAAACCAAAAGUGGAUAAGAAAGCCUUCAAGUUUACAGGAACUUUGUAUUCCCUAGGUAGGAGAUAAACCUUAAUGAAAGAUGUAAAAACUAAUAUAAAAUAUACUUUCUUAGUAUAAAGUUAGUUUAGUAGAUUUCCACCAAACCAAGUGAAGUGGAUAAGAAAGCCUUCAAGUUUACAGGACUUUUGUACUCCCUAGCUAGGAGAUAAACCAUUAUUGAAAAAUUAAAACCAAAUAUAAAAUAUUCUUCCUUCAGAUCCGUACGUAAAAAUCUACUUCAUGCAAGGAGGGAAACGUAUUGAGAAGAAGAAAACGACGAUCAAGAAACGCAUCCGAGAUCCAGUUUGGAAUGAAUCCUUCAUCUUCAAUGUGACAGUAGAGAAACUGCGAGACACUAGCUUCAAUUUCAUCGUCAUGGAUUACGACAGGAUCACGCAAAAUGAAGCGAUUGGUCAAGUGACUUUGAGUUAUAGAUCGUCAGGCGCGUCACUACAACAUUGGACGGAAAUGAUGAACAAUCCCCGUCGACCUAUUGCAAAAUGGCAUAAGAUACAAGAGGUCUAGGGAAAUAUUCUCGUUCCUCAGGAUAUUUUCAUUCAUUUGCACGGCAUUGGUAAUAUAAAUUAAAUUAGUUAAGGUACUUUUAUCAUUUAUAGACCCGGAGCGAGGGGGAUUCGGCGAAAUAUUU
Paramuricea clavata is the source of this 7690-nucleotide messenger RNA. NCBI's taxonomy places the organism in Eukaryota, Metazoa, Cnidaria, Anthozoa, Malacalcyonacea, Plexauridae. The record is from the annotation of a GenBank genome assembly.